AUGUCCUUGGAUAACAAAGAUUACAGUACAACUUCUAGACAAGAAGAGAUGGAGCUGAAUCAGACACCAUCACAUCAAACCAGUUUAUCUGCAAAAGUGGCAGCCAAACCAGUGACCAGAAGUUGCAAUGAGCUGCAGUUAUUGAAAGAGUAUCAUGGCAUGGUUGCAAGUCUUGGAGAGCCACAGACACAGUGUGAAAAAUCAGCAAUAGGGGACGAUGACUGCAUUGCUCUGGGGAAGGAUUUCACUCCUAUGCCCAUGCAGGGAAGAUAUCACUUCAAUUUUUCAAAAUUAUUCAGCUCAAGGUCAAAGCCCACUGUUUUUACAGAGAAGACCCCAUUACUGAAGGUUUCCUCAGAGGAAAAUGGGUUGCAGUGUAUGGCUCUUCAUAAUCCAGAUUUUACCACAGAUGAUGAUUCAUGGGACAACAGCUCGGCAGAAUUCGAGCAAAGGUUUCAGCUGGAAAGUGAAAUGACAAGUUUUUCCAGAUCUGCUUCUUCUGAGAAAUAUGAAAUCUUGGACAACCUUCAUGUCAAGUUCAAUUUAUCAAAGAUGAGGUGCUGUCUAAAAUUCCUGAAAGUUUCUGGUCUCUUUAUCUUUGUAGUUGUCUGCUCUAUUUUAUUUGGCAUUUAUCCAGAUCAAGGUAUGCCCUGGCAGAUGUUGGCUGUGUCACCUCUGGAAAGCUUCUCUAUGAAUCUGACUGACUUUCGUGAUUCUGCUCUAUUGAAAUUAGACAUAGGAGGUCCAUUUGGGGCACAGGAAGCUGAUGAGCAAACAGAGGAAUACAUUGUUGUACAAAUCAGCCAGAAUGAAGACACAGUGUCAAGGAGGAGGCGCCAGCAGCAGGUGGUAUACAACUGGUCUCUACCCUUAAGUUCAAGAAGAAAUCAGCAAGUCAUCACAACUAGAACCUUUCAGAUGCCAAACAGAGGCACCAUCUUCAUAAACAUUCAAGCUUUCCUGCAGGAGUCUGGAAGUGUUCCUCUCUCCAUGAAGCAUCAGUACCUUCAUGCAAAUAUAGAGGCACAAGUAACAGUUGCAUCUAUCAUCUUAGCAGGUGUCUACGUGCUGAUCAUAUUGGAAAUUGUUCACAGGACCCUUGCAGCCAUGCUGGGCUCUUUGGCCGCUUUAGCUGCCUUAGCUAUUGUUGGGGAGAAGCCAAGUAUGGUCAAAGUGGUGGAGUGGAUUGACUAUGAGACACUGGCAUUAUUGUUUGGAAUGAUGCUGUUGGUGGCCAUAUUUUCAGAGACUGGAUUCUUUGACUACUGUGCCGUAAAGGCCUAUCGGCUCUCUCGGGGCAAGGUGUGGGCCAUGAUUACACUUCUGUGCCUUAUUGCUGCAAUUCUUUCUGCAUUUCUGGACAACGUUACCACUAUGAUGCUCUUUACUCCAGUGACCAUAAGGCUCUGUGAAGUACUUAAUCUUGAUCCUAGGCACGUCCUGAUUGCGGAAGUAAUCUUCACAAAUAUUGGGGGGGCUGCCACUGCUGUUGGGGAUCCUCCAAAUGUGAUUAUUGUUUCAAAUCAGGAACUGAGGAAGAGGGGAUUGGAUUUUGCAGCCUUCACAGGGCACAUGUUUGUGGGUAUCUGCCUUGUUGUUCUGGUCUCCUUCCCUUUUCUCAGACUUCUUUACUGGAACAAAAAACUUUACAAUAAGGAGCCAAGUGAAAUUGUUGAGCUGAAACAUGAGAUCUAUGUUUGGAGGCUGACAGCUCAGCGCAUCAACCCUGCCAGCAGAGAGGAGACUGCUGUGAAAUGCCUCUUGAUGCAGAAGGUGCUGACUCUGGAGAUGCUCCUGAGGAAGAAGCUGAGGACGUUUCACAGACAAAUUUCACAAGAAGACAAAAACUGGGAAACAAAUAUCCAGGAACUUCAAAAAAAACACAGAAUAACAGACAAAAUUCUUCUCAUCAAGUGUCUGACAGUGCUGGGAUGUGUUAUUCUUAUGUUUUUUCUCAACUCAUUUGUUCCAGGCAUCUAUCUAGAUCUUGGCUGGAUUGCCAUGUUGGGAGCCCUUUGGCUGCUAGUGCUAGCAGACAUCCAUGAUUUUGAGAUGAUAUUGAACAGAGUUGAGUGGGCAACCCUCCUUUUCUUUGCAGCAUUGUUUGUUCUCAUGGAGGCUUUGGCUCAUCUGCACUUAAUAGACUAUAUAGGAGAGCAGACAGCUUUGUUAAUAAAGGUGGUUCCUGAGGAUCAGCGCUUGGCAGUGGCCAUCAUUUUAGUGCUCUGGGUGUCUGCUUUGGCCUCCUCCGUGAUUGACAACAUCCCCUUCACAGCUACAAUGAUGCCUGUGCUUCUCAAUCUGAGUAAAGAUCCAGAUGUUAACUUGCCUAUGAAACCAUUAAUCUUCUCAUUGGCCAUGGGUGCGUGCCUUGGAGGUAAUGGAACAUUGAUUGGAGCAUCUGCAAAUGUUGUUUGUGCUGGAAUUGCUGAACAGCAUGGUUAUGGCUUCUCUUUCAUGGAGUUCUUCAGGUUAGGUUUCCCCAUGAUGAUCGUGUCCUGUACCAUCGGGAUGUGCUAUCUUCUUGUUGCUCAUGUUGUAGUAGGUUGGAACUCAUAGUAAUUUAUACUUUCAAAACUCAGAUAAGCUUUCUCUUUCAUUUAGUUUAUAUCAGAAUGCUAAGAGCACAUAUGAAAGGAAAAAGAUGUGUAAAACCCCAACA
Molecule: messenger RNA, 2662 nt
Organism: Hirundo rustica (Barn swallow)
Lineage: Eukaryota; Metazoa; Chordata; Aves; Passeriformes; Hirundinidae
Gene: OCA2
Product: OCA2 melanosomal transmembrane protein
Exons: 23
Coding region: 1-2559 (852 amino acids)
Biological process (GO): melanocyte differentiation; melanin biosynthetic process; transmembrane transport
Cellular component (GO): melanosome membrane
Source: RefSeq, a predicted model, not a curated record